CCCCCAAGAUUUUCAUAGCAAAGAUGGAAUGGUCGCUUCUGUGCGGAUCCUCCAAACCAUCGUUGGGAGAGGCCUCCUUAAAGUCUAGGAGAAAAGUUGUUUGGGGCCGAUAUGAAAGUAAGGCAAAGCCGGAUGGAGGAGAGUAGCCGAAACAAGCAAGAAAAGGAAAAGCGAUCGUGAUGGGUUUAGGAAAGGUGAUCUGGCGAGCUAAAUGGCGUUUCCGGAGAAAUCUGAAAACUAUUGCUUUAUUGAAGUAUAGCAAAGAGCUGUCCGGGCUCUGGAAACUCCUUAACGGAUCAAAACGGAUGCAAUGGGUAUCUUUCUCCAACGACACACCUCAAACGGGCCGGGAGCCGGGCAGUUAGCCACCCGCUGCCUCCCCUUCCGCUGUCCGGCUCGCAGCCGCUCAGCUACCUCUAAAGCCCGGAGCAGGAAAGUCCGCGCAGGCCUGGACGGCCCGGGUGGUAAUCUAGCAGGCCUGCACAUUGCGCAUGCGCAGGGGGUGGACUGCCAGGUCGGCUCAGGGAGCCGUGACGAGUCCGGAAGCGCCUGCGCGCGCUCCUCGGUACGAGAACUAGUUUUGUUCCGUGCCCUCUGGACUGGAACCUUUUGGAGAGAACCCCCGGCAGGAACAACCCCGCACCCGCCAGCACCGCGGCAAUGUCCAGCAAUAGUUUUUCUUACAAUGAGCAGUCCGGAGGAGGGGAGGCGACGGAGCUGGGUCAGGAGGCGACCUCAACCAUUUCCCCCUCGGGGGCCUUCGGCCUCUUUAGCAGCGAUUUGAAGAAGAAUGAAGAUCUUAAGCAAAUGUUAGAGAGCAACAAAGAUUCUGCUAAACUGGAUGCUAUGAAGCGGAUUGUUGGGAUGAUUGCAAAAGGGAAAAAUGCAUCUGAACUGUUUCCUGCUGUUGUGAAGAAUGUGGCCAGUAAAAAUAUUGAGAUCAAGAAGUUGGUAUAUGUUUACCUGGUUCGAUAUGCUGAAGAACAGCAGGAUCUUGCACUCCUGUCCAUAAGCACUUUUCAGCGAGCUCUGAAGGACCCAAACCAACUAAUUCGUGCAAGUGCUUUGAGAGUCCUGUCAAGUAUUAGAGUGCCAAUUAUUGUACCUAUCAUGAUGCUUGCUAUUAAGGAAGCUUCUGCUGACUUAUCACCAUAUGUUAGGAAGAAUGCAGCCCAUGCAAUACAAAAAUUAUACAGCCUUGAUCCAGAGCAGAAGGAAAUGUUAAUUGAAGUAAUUGAAAAACUUCUGAAAGAUAAAAGCACAUUGGUAGCUGGCAGUGUUGUGAUGGCUUUUGAAGAAGUAUGCCCGGACAGAAUAGAUCUGAUUCAUAAAAAUUACCGCAAGCUAUGUAACUUACUAGUGGAUGUUGAAGAGUGGGGGCAGGUUGUCAUAAUCCACAUGCUAACUCGAUAUGCUCGGACACAGUUUGUCAGCCCUUGGAAAGAGGGUGAUGAAUUAGAAGACAAUGGAAAGAAUUUCUACGAAUCUGAUGAUGAUCAGAAGGAAAAGACUGACAAAAGGAAGAAGCCGUAUACUAUGGAUCCAGAUCAUAGACUCUUAAUUAGAAAUACAAAGCCUUUGCUUCAGAGCAGGAAUGCUGCGGUGGUUAUGGCAGUUGCUCAGCUGUAUUGGCACAUAUCACCAAAAUCUGAAGCUGGCAUAAUUUCUAAAUCACUAGUGCGUUUACUUCGUAGCAAUAGGGAGGUGCAGUAUAUUGUCCUACAAAAUAUAGCAACUAUGUCAAUUCAAAGAAAGGGGAUGUUCGAACCUUAUCUGAAGAGUUUCUAUGUUAGGUCAACUGAUCCAACUAUGAUCAAGACACUGAAGCUUGAAAUUUUGACGAACUUGGCAAAUGAAGCCAACAUAUCAAUUCUUCUUCGAGAAUUUCAGACCUAUGUGAAAAGCCAGGAUAAACAAUUUGCAGCAGCCACUAUUCAGACUAUAGGCAGAUGUGCAACCAACAUCUUGGAAGUCACUGACACGUGCCUCAAUGGCUUGGUCUGUCUGCUGUCCAACAGGGAUGAAAUAGUUGUUGCUGAAAGCGUGGUUGUUAUAAAGAAAUUACUGCAAAUGCAACCUGCACAACAUGGUGAAAUUAUUAAACAUAUGGCCAAACUCCUGGACAGUAUCACUGUUCCUGUUGCUAGAGCAAGUAUUCUUUGGCUAAUUGGAGAAAACUGUGAACGAGUUCCGAAAAUUGCCCCUGAUGUUUUGAGGAAGAUGGCUAAAAGCUUCACUAGUGAAGAUGAUCUGGUAAAACUGCAGAUAUUAAAUCUGGGAGCAAAAUUGUAUUUAACCAACUCCAAACAGACAAAAUUGCUUACCCAGUACAUAUUAAAUCUCGGCAAGUAUGAUCAAAACUACGACAUCAGAGACCGUACAAGAUUUAUUAGGCAGCUUAUUGUUCCGAAUGAAAAGAGUGGAGCUUUAAGUAAAUAUGCCAAAAAAAUAUUCCUAGCACAAAAGCCUGCACCACUGCUUGAGUCUCCUUUUAAAGAUAGAGAUCAUUUCCAGCUUGGCACCUUAUCUCAUACUCUCAACAUUAAAGCUACUGGGUACCUGGAAUUAUCUAAUUGGCCAGAGGUGGCGCCUGACCCAUCAGUUCGAAAUGUAGAAGUAAUAGAGUUGGCAAAAGAAUGGACCCCAGCAGGAAAAGCAAAGCAAGAGAAUUCUGCUAAGAAGUUGUAUUCUGAAUCUGAGGAAGAGGAGGACUCUUCUGAUAGUAGCAGUGACAGUGAGAGUGAAUCUGGAAGUGAAAGUGUAGAACAAGGCGAAAGUGGGGAGGAAGGAGACAGCAAUGAGGACAGCAGUGAGGACUCCUCCAGUGAGCAGGACAGUGAGAGUGAAAGGGAGUCAGGCCUAGAAAACAAAAGAACAGCCAAGAGGAACUCAAAAGCCAAAGGAAAAAGUGAUUCUGAAGAUGGGGAGAAGGAAAAUGAAAAAUCUAAAACUUCACGUUCUUCAAAUGAUGAAUCUAGUUCAAUAGAAGACAGUUCUUCCGAUUCUGAAUCAGAGUCAGAACCUGAAAGUGAAUCUGAAUCCAGAAGAGUCACUAAGGAGAAAGAAAAGAAAACAAAGCAAGAUAGAACUCCUCUUACCAAAGAUGUUUCACUUCUAGAUCUGGAUGAUUUUAACCCAGUAUCCACUCCAGUUGCACUUCCCACACCAGCUCUUUCUCCAAGUUUGAUGGCUGAUCUUGAAGGUUUAAACUUGUCAACUUCCUCUUCAGUCAUCAGUGUCAGUACUCCUGCAUUUGUACCAACGAAAACUCACGUGCUGCUUCAUCGAAUGAGUGGAAAAGGACUAGCUGCCCAUUAUUUCUUUCCAAGACAGCCUUGCAUUUUUGGUGAUAAGAUGGUCUCUAUACAAAUAACACUGAAUAACACUACUGAUCGAAAGAUAGAAAAUAUCCACAUAGGGGAAAAAAAACUUCCUAUAGGCAUGAAAAUGCAUGUUUUUAAUCCAAUAGACUCUCUUGAGCCUGAGGGAUCCAUUACAGUUUCAAUGGGUAUUGACUUUUGUGAUUCUACUCAGACUGCCAGUUUCCAGUUGUGUACCAAGGAUGAUUGCUUCAGUGUUAAUAUUCAGCCACCUGUUGGAGAACUGCUUUUACCUGUGGCCAUGUCAGAGAAAGAUUUUAAGAAAGAGCAAGGAGUGCUAACAGGAAUGAAUGAAACUUCUGCUGUAAUCAUUGCUGCACCACAGAAUUUCACUCCCUCUGUGAUCUUUCAGAAGGUUGUAAAUGUAGCCAAUGUAGGUGCAGUCCCUUCUGGCCAGGAUAAUGUACACAGGUUUGCAGCUAAAACUGUGCACAGUGGGUCAUUGAUGCUAGUCACAGUGGAACUGAAGGAAGGCUCUACAGCCCAGCUUAUCAUAAACACUGAGAAAACUGUGAUUGGCUCUGUUCUGCUGCGGGAACUGAAGCCUGUCCUGUCUCAGGGGUAACCUGCUUACAUCUGGACUUUAGAAUCUGGCACACAACAAAAGUGCCUGGCAUCCACUACUGCUGCCUUUCAUUUAUAAUAAUAGCCCUUCCAUCUGGCAGUGGGGGAAGAAUACACUCUUGACAUUCUUGUCUCCUGCUUUAGAAUGCCAGUGUGUAUCUAUCAUGUAUGCAAUACUUUCCCCCUUUUUGCUUUGCUAACCAAAGAGCAUAUAUUUUACUGUCAGUUGUCUCAACUCUUGAAUCCAUGUGGCGUUUUCUCUGUCCUGCUGCUUCUUUUGGCCUCCUCGUUUGCCUUCUCUUUUUCGACAAUGGUAGACAUGAAUGAGAUAUUUAAAGUUCAUUGGAAAUCUUCUUCCCUACAGCAGUAAGCAAAAAUUAGCAAAGAGAUAGUCUAAAUGGCCUCUCAGCUUGGUAUGUGAAAAUGAGAUCACAUACUUUUUAAAUCCAAAUACAAAAAACAUAGUCUCUUUGUUCUUUGAAUUUCUUGAUAUUGUAAUUGAUUAUUGAUAACUGUCAUCAUGAAAUUAUCUCUCAAUAAUAAGAUAAAUAAACUAGCAUAUGAAUCAUA
This is a messenger RNA of Gorilla gorilla gorilla (western lowland gorilla), 4514 nucleotides long. RefSeq names its product adaptor related protein complex 3 subunit beta 1 (gene AP3B1). Bases 661 to 3945 code for a protein of 1094 amino acids. The transcript is spliced from 27 exons. The record is from RefSeq and is a predicted model, not a curated record. Gene Ontology annotation, biological process: vesicle-mediated transport; intracellular protein transport. Lineage: Eukaryota; Metazoa; Chordata; Mammalia; Primates; Hominidae. Gene Ontology annotation, cellular component: membrane coat; clathrin adaptor complex; AP-3 adaptor complex.